AUGGCGGACAAUGUGGAAGCAAACGAUCAAGUAAGACACCGACGAGGACGUCCAGCUCGCAAUCAAGGCGUUAAUCGCGGUAGACCUAUUCCUGUUGAGGAGUUGCCAAGACCAGUCGGAAACCAGAUUCUUGAAGAGUUAGGAAGGCUUAGAAGAACGCAACCAAAUGAGCGAAUAUAUUUGUUAUCUGAGUUCAGAAAGCAAAGACCGCCAGUGUUCACAGGUGAGCCUGACCCGAGAGUUGCUGAGAGCUGGAUUCGUCAAAUAGAAAAGAUGUUGGAAACCAUGGGUAUUACUAUGCAUACAGACAAGAUCGCCCUGGCAAGUUAUCAGCUAGAAGGAGAAGCGGAUCAUUGGUGGUCCUUGAUGAAAAAUUCUCGGGACACGACAAGCAUGACUUGGGCUCAGUUCAAAGAAUUGUUUCUAAGAAAAUAUUUCCCAAACACAGUUAGACAAGAGCGAAUUUGGCAAUUUCAAACUUUGAAACAGGGUGAGAUGUCAGUGACUCAGUAUGUGGCCAAGUUUGAAGAGCUGGCUCGAUACGCAGCUCGAUACGUCGUAGAUGAGGAAGAGAAAGCACGAAAAUUCGAGUGGGGUUUAGACCCUAUUAUUAGAGGUAAAGUGUUACCCUUGCGCCUCCAUACAUUUGCUGAUGUGGUGGAUACGGCAUUGGAUAUAGAAAGAGAGUGCACAGACUCAAAAAGGAUUUGGAUGAUGAAAACGAAGAAAGGGGGUCAGUCCUUUGUAGGGCCAAGAAGAAAUGACCGAAGGAAUGUGGGUGAGAUGUCAGUGACUCAGUAUGUGGCCAAGUUUGAAGAGCUGGCUCGAUACGCAGCUCGAUACGUCGUAGAUGAGGAAGAGAAACACGAAAAUUCGAGUGGGGUUUAG
This is a messenger RNA of Camellia sinensis, 888 nucleotides long. NCBI's taxonomy places the organism in Eukaryota, Viridiplantae, Streptophyta, Magnoliopsida, Ericales, Theaceae. The record is from RefSeq and is a predicted model, not a curated record.